Molecule: messenger RNA, 3627 nt
Organism: Microcebus murinus (gray mouse lemur)
Lineage: Eukaryota; Metazoa; Chordata; Mammalia; Primates; Cheirogaleidae
Source: RefSeq, a predicted model, not a curated record
GGAGGCCUCUAUCCCAACCAGUUCUGCUGAUAUCGGAAUGGCCUGAGGAUCAGGUGUCAGCCUCUCCAGUGUGAAUAAUUCAUGCUAAGGCUAGGAAUGUUCUCUUCUCAGGAGCCUGUCUCUUUAAAUCAGGUCUGGAGCUUCCCAGUUGGGGGGAGGGGGGAAUCCAGAACAAAACAAAUCUAUAAACAGCUCAGCUCCCACCUCAGCCUUGGCCCCUUCUGAGACCCCCACUCCAUGCUGCAAAAUCUGCUCCUGUUCUUCCAACCUCUGGAGCCGGGAACCCUCCCACCCCAUUCGCCACUUACAGGUGGGGAAGCCUGAAGGGGUGGCUGGGCUGGUUGAUGGUGUCUAACGGAACCCCAGGGGUCUAGUGGGGUACCGAGAUGCCAGAGCAGGGAGGGAAAGCAAAGAGCUGAAUCACUACACACACACACACACACACACACACACACACACACACACACACACACACCGGUCCCUGUGGUCAACAGAGUGCUUGAGCAAGGAGUCCAGCCUGGUGGGGAAACCAGAUGGGAGAACUCCUAGCAGAGGGAGAGCAGCCAGAGAGUUGGGGGCAGGGGUGCGGGGGGACGGAGGGAGACUUCCACAGGGGAUGGGAUAGAGAAAAGUCUAGUCCCACAAGACCUUCAGGUGGUGACCCAAUGGGGUCCAAUGGAACUGGGGUCGCAGAGGAGGCGAAGGCUGGGGAUUUUCCAAUCUCUCUCUCCUAGUAAAGCCCUUUCCCUGAUCACAGAGAUUAGGAAGAGGUUGAAAAAUUAGUAACUUUCUCAGCGCCCCCUUCAUCCCUGCCUCCUCUGGUAGCGGCCGAUCUAAAUUCCUCUUCCCAAAAUUCUUCCUGGUGCUGCCCCACCUGCCUGCUCUCCCCAGCCGGCCCUGCCCCACACGUGCCAGAGAGAGGGGAGGAAGGAACCAGCUUAAUCCUGGGGGAUGGGGAGAAGGGGGGGAAGCAAGUCAGAGCCUCGCGGAGCCAAACUUCUCAGCAGCCCUGGAGCUGGAGAGGGGGGAGAGAAAACGCAGCAGCCGAAAGCCCUGAUUCUCCGGAGCCUCCCACCCCGCCUCCCUCGGCGAGGAGGGCGCGGAGGCUCCGCUGGGGGCGGAGGAGGAGGCUGGGAGGCGGGGAGGGGGGAGGCAAACCCUGCCCACUCGGCUCGGAGCCCGGAACAGCCGCGGAAGUCGGAGGCCCGCGCGCAGGGUGAGGAGGGCAGCGGGGGCGGGGGGCUCCGCUGCCCGCCUAACCCCUCUCGCCCCCAGCCAGGAAAGUGAAGGCUCCUCGGACUUUCGAGACGGCGGACAGACCCACACAGAUUGGCAGCCACUCCGGGUCAAGGACUUGCCCCACCCGUGCCUCCCACCAGGCGCUCCCAACUCACUGGUGAGCGCAGCGGCCCGGGUGCUGGAUGCAGGGACGGCCGCGAUGGCCCCGCGCGCGGGACAGCCGGGGCUCCGGGGACCGCUGCUGCCGGGGCUGCUGCUCGUGGCGGCGGCGCUGAGCCGGCCCGCUGCGCCGUGUCCCUUCCAGUGCUACUGCUUCGGCGGCCCGAAGCUUCUGUUGCGCUGCGCGUCGGGCGCCGAGCUCCGGCAGCCGCCGCGGGACGUGCCGCCCGACGCGCGCAACCUCACCAUCGUGGGCGCCAACCUGACGGUGCUGCGCGCGGCCGCCUUCGCCGGCGGGGACGCGGACGGGGACGAGGCGGCGGCGGGCGUGCGCCUGCCGCUGCUGACGGCGCUGCGCCUCACGCACAACAACAUCGAGGUGGUGGAGGACGGCGCCUUCGACGGGCUGCCCAGCCUGGCUGCGCUCGACCUGAGCCACAACCCGCUGCGCGCGCUGGGCGGCGGCGCCUUCCGCGGGCUGCGCGCGCUGCGCUCGCUGCAGCUCAACCACGCGCUGGCGCGGGGCGGGCCCGCGCUGCUGGACUCGCUGGACGCCGCGCUCGCCCCGCUGGCCGAGCUGCGCCUCCUCGGCCUGGCGGGCAACGCGCUGGGCCGCCUGCCGCCCGCCGCGCUGCGCCUGGCGCGCCUGGAGCAGCUGGACGCGCGCCUCAACGCGCUGGCCGGCCUGGGCCCCGACGAGCUGCGCGCGCUGGAGCGCGAGGGCGCCCUCCCCGGGCCGCGCCUGCUGCUCGCCGACAACCCCCUGCGCUGCGGCUGCGCCGUGCGCCCCCUGCUGGCCUGGCUGCGCAACGCCACGGAGCGCGUACCCGACGCGCGGCGCCUGCGCUGCGCCGCCCCGCGGGCGCUGCACAACCGGCCUCUGCUGGGCCUGGACGAGGCGCGGCUGCGCUGCGCCGACCGCGACGCCGACGGUCGCGGGGAAGACGCGGAAGCCGCGGGCCCGGAGCUGGAAGCCUCCUACGUCUUCUUCGGGCUGGUGCUGGCGCUCAUCGGCCUCAUCUUCCUCAUGGUGCUCUACCUAAACCGCCGCGGCAUCCAGCGCUGGAUGCGCAACUUGCGCGAGGCCUGCCGGGACCAGAUGGAGGGCUACCACUACCGCUACGAGCAGGACGCCGACCCGCGCCGCGCGCCCGCCCCCGCCGCGCCCGCCGGCUCCCGCGCCACCUCGCCGGGCUCGGGCCUCUGAGCUUCGCCUCCCGGGGGCUGCCCCUGCCAGCUGGUGAUCUUACGGGGGCCACCUGGCCUGAAGCCGUGGACAUGAGAUACCCGCGAGGUUGGAGCUCCUAGACCUGCCUGAGACCUUUGGAUCCUGGCAUUCCCCAACUCGGUGGCCCUGACCUGUACCCCUUCUCCACCGCCUCUGAGACCUACCGUCACAGACCCAGAGACAUACCUUCUGGUUCCAGAAACCCCAACUGCCCACCCUAGGUUCUGAAACAUCCCUCCUGGACCACUGAAACCCCCUCCCGGUUUCAAGACCCACCCAUAGACCCUGUCUGUCCUUCCAUCCGAAAGCUGCCUCCACCACCCUGGGCUUGGAGCCCCGGCACUAGACUGCGCUGACCCACAUUUCCAGCUUGGAGCUCUCAGCUCUCCUCUCAGGGCUCAUGGGCCCUCCCAUCCCAUUCUGGUCUCAAAAGCAGAGUGCCCCUAUCAGAAGGUUUUUGUGGACUUUGAGCCCUUUGUCCCAUCCCAGAGCUCUGAGCCUUCCAUCCUACAUGGAGACCCAUAUCCUUGGGCUCUGAAGGUCAGGCACCCUCCUCCUUAUGAGGAUAUAUUUCAUACCCCUGCCUCCCUCAUCACACACAAACGCACGCGCACACACACACACACACACAGCUCUGGCUCAGGCCCCUCCCUUCCUCGGUCCAGGCCUGGGCUGAGCUCCCAGUCUGUAUCCCCCAGGGACAAGCACACUCCCUUCUACCCUUAGUGUAGAGCCGACCCUCAGCCUUUUCCACCCAGGCUCUGAUCUCCCAAUACUCAGUGCUUGCCCCCAGUCUCAGACUCUCAGCUCUUCACCCCAGUCUGAGUUUCAUCCCACUGCCCAGGCCUUAGGCUCUCGACUCCCCCACAUCUAGUACCUGUACUCAGUCCCCACCUCUGCCACUCACUAGUCAAGAUCCUGGAUGUGUUCACCCCCUCUCCUCCCUGGAUGAGAUCUCCAGUCUGCCAGACAGGUGCAGGUGCCAAGCAGCCCUAGUGCUU